This is a messenger RNA of Ailuropoda melanoleuca (giant panda), 2378 nucleotides long. It is a transcript of the gene ADGRA1, whose product is annotated as adhesion G protein-coupled receptor A1. Lineage: Eukaryota; Metazoa; Chordata; Mammalia; Carnivora; Ursidae. The record is from RefSeq and is a predicted model, not a curated record. Gene Ontology annotation, cellular component: postsynaptic density; plasma membrane; glutamatergic synapse. Gene Ontology annotation, molecular function: G protein-coupled receptor activity. Bases 55 to 1893 code for a protein of 612 amino acids. The transcript has 5 exons. Gene Ontology annotation, biological process: cell surface receptor signaling pathway; G protein-coupled receptor signaling pathway.
CCCCAGUACCCAGGGGAGUUCCUGCACCCCGUGGUGUACGCGUGCACGGCCGUCAUGCUGCUCUGUCUCCUCGCCUCCGUCGUCACCUACAUCGUGCACCAGAACACCAUCCGAAUCAGCCGGAAAGGCCGACACACACUCCUCAAUUUCUGCUUCCACGCGGCUCUGACCUUCACAGUGUUUGCCGGCGGCGUCAACCGCACCAAGUACCCAGUCGUGUGCCAGGCGGUGGGCAUCCUGCUGCACUACUCCACGCUGGCCACCAUGCUGUGGAUCGGGGUGACUGCCAGGAACAUCUACAAGCAGGUGACCAGGAAGGCUCCACCGUGCCCGGGCGCAGACCAACCGCCAUACCCCAGGCGGCCCCUGCUCAGGUACUCGGGCACCCACGUGUGUGGCCACCUCUACCCCCAAGGCACCGAGAGCCCCCAGUUCUGGGCUACCUUUGGGGGUCUCAGCAAACCGGCUCACAGGGAAACUUGGGGUCCAAGGACGAUCCACUCUGCACAGGUGGCCAGGGUUGGGGGGGCGCUGGGGGCAGGGUGGGGUGUCAGAGAUGGGAUGUCAGGGUGCUGGAUACAGUUGUGUGCUGGGGGCCGGUGUGUCCCUCUGCCUGCUUGUGUCUGUGCUACUGAGCUCCACGCCACAAGGGGCUGUGGUGGAGACAGCUCUGGGCGGUGGAUCAGUGCUCCGGUCUUGGCUACAGUUCAUUCAUGGGUCUCAACCGCGGUCCUUCUUACACCGGCUGUGGACCCGGAGCCCCAGCGCCCGGGGACGGCACUGCAAGCCUUGGCCGUCGAUGCCGCCCAGCAGAUCGAGGACAGUCCAUCUCCGGCGGGGCCCGAGGCCGGCCCCCACCUCGAGGCCCGGCCGGGCUCGCUGCCCGCCUGCGACGCCCUGGCCGUCUCACUGCUGCAGAACGAGCACUCGCUCAAGGCCCAGCUGCGGGCCGCGGCCUUCACGCUCUUCCUGUUCGCGGCCACCUGGACGUUUGGGGCGCUGGCCGUGUCUCAGGGCCACUUCCUGGACAUGGUCUUCAGCUGCCUGUACGGCGCCUUCUGUGUGACGCUGGGGCUCUUCGUGCUCAUCCACCACUGUGCCAAGCGGGAUGACGUGUGGCACUGCUGGUGGUCCUGCUGCCCCUCCCGCGGGGACGCCCACCCCACGAAGCUCGCCACCUGCCCCACGCUCGACACCAACGGGGACGCACUGGGGCACGUGGCCUGUCUGCAAGAUUCGCCGUGUCCAGGCCAGCCACGGGGCUUCAGCCACGUGCCCGCGGGCCACUGCAAGAUGACCAACCUGCAGGCUGCACAGGGCCACGUCAACUGCCUGUCGCCAGCCACGCCGUGCUGCGCCAAGAUGCACUGUGAGCAGCUGAUGGAGGACGCGGCCCACGUCCAUGUGCACGAGGAGGACGCCUUUGGGCACGACCCGCACCUGCACAGGUGUCUCCAGGGCAGAACUAAGCCGCCGUACUUCAGCCGGCACCGGGCAGCCGCAGCCGAGCAGGAGUAUGCCUACCACAUCCCGUCCAGCCUGGACGGCAGCCCCCGCAGCUCACGCACAGACAGCCCCCCCAGCUCGCUCGAGGGCCCGGUGGGGGCGCACACACUGGCCUGCUGCGCCCAGGGCGACCCGUUCCCCUUGGUCAGCCAGCCCGAGGGCAGCGACACCAGCCCGGUGCUCUACGGCUGCCCCCUGCGGCCAGGCAGGGAGUCGGCCCACGGCCCAGCACACUUCGAGACGCUCCGGAGGACGCAGUCCCUGCCCUUCGGUGGACCUGGCCAGAACGGGCUGCUCGAGGGAGACGUGUGUGAAGUCCUGUCCUUCAGGGCCAAUGGCAUGGGCAACAUCCGGACAGGGCCUUGGAAGAAUGAGACCACCGUGUAGCUGGGCUGGGGCCUCACGUCGCCCAGCCCUGACGGACGAGCUUCGGAGCAGAGCAGGGUCCUGCCACGUGAGGCCGGCGGGGGUUCACUUCUCAGAAGUGGCUAGCACCCCCACUGACCCUUCGUUGUGAAGGACCCAAGCGGGAAGAUGCUUCGGGCCACAUCUGCUUCCGCUAAUCUUGAGGUCAGACGGGCCGUCCGCGUCCCAGUCACCGGCUUUCUGACCCAUAGUACCCAGUCCCAGCAGCCCAGGAACAGCAGGGUUUCUACAAGGAAAACACCCUCCGUGCCCGGCUUGGGCUGUGGGGAGCCCUGGGGUGCAUCCUGUCUGCCCCGCCAGCCUGCCCACAGCAGGGGGUGCCACCCACUUUUUCUAGUGUCUAGUGUGUGUCUCCUUAAGUUUUAUUCCAAGGCAGGCUGCUGGUCAGUAGAGGGCGCUCUGGACCUGGGCAGUCACUGCCAGCCCCUCUGCCAGCCCUAGUCUGA